AUGUUAUCGAAGCUCCCUCAGCAGCAGCAACAACACCAACAACGCUCUCUCUCCUCCUCCUCCGCCAUGGAAGUCGUCCGGCGCACACGUGGCAGGCCUCCAGGUUCCAAAAACAAACCAAAGGCACCACCUGUCUUGCUCACUCCGGAGGCUCCUGUUAUGAGCCCUUACAUCCUCCAAGUUCCCUCUGGAAACGACGUCGUCGAAGCCAUCAACCGCUUCUGCCGCCGAAAAGCCAUCGGCGUCUGCGUCCUCAGUGGCUCCGGCUCCGUGGCUAACGUCACCUUGCGUCAGCCUUCCCCAGCAGCUCCUGGCUCCACCAUCACUUUCCACGGCAAGUUCGAUCUCCUCUCCGUCUCCGCCGCUUUCCUCCCUCCUCCCGUCCCCAAUUUCUUCACCGUCUCACUCGCCGGACCUCAGGGACAGAUCAUCGGUGGAUUCGUCGCCGGUCCCCUCAUUUCCGCCGGAACCGUCUACGUCAUCGCCGCCAGUUUCAACAACCCUUCCUAUCACCGGUUACCCGCGGAGGAAAGGCAAAGAAACUCCGAAGGGGAAAACCAGUCGCCGCCGGUCUCUGGAGGCGGUGGAGAGUCGAUGUACAGUUGCCACAUGGGUGGCUCUGAUGCUCUUUGGGCCCCCACCGCCAGAGCUCCACCGCCAUACUAA
Messenger RNA from Thlaspi arvense, 666 nucleotides. Lineage: Eukaryota; Viridiplantae; Streptophyta; Magnoliopsida; Brassicales; Brassicaceae. The record is from the annotation of a GenBank genome assembly.